AGAUUUUGUUUUACUUGAGGAAAGCUAAUCGGAUUACCUUGUACCUCGGCGGUUUGUGGCGAAAGUUUUUUUGCGAGUUCACCUCAAUACGGAGUUCUUUAGUGCGAAGGAACCAAGGUCCUUGGCUUUCCAGUGAACCGCAGCAGUAGUAACAACUUCCAGCCAGUUUUCUGUAUACACUAAUUUGAAAGAACAAGCUCCCUGUAGUGCUGAAAGAUAGAUUUUGACUCCGUUUAAUCGUACUGAUCAAUGAAAUUGCUGUAUCUGUACUAUCGCACCAGGAGGUUGAUGGGUUUAUCUCGAUAAGGCUGCAGCUUCGCGCAAGGAAUAACAAACUGAUUUCUGUAAAUACCUACACAUCACUUGCAGUGAAUAUUAAUAAAAACCACCCGCCUUAUCGUUAAGUGCUGUCGAUAAUCCAAUAUCUUAGUUCCGUUCCUCGAAUUGGUCGACUUUACAAAUUCAAAAUCGAACAGCAAAGUUUAUGUAGUUUGUAAGACACUGCGAGCGUAUUUCGAAUGUCAUGACACAGCGGUUACGCGUUCUAUGUUCGCAUUAGCUCCUUGCUAAAUUAUCAGUCAGUGAAGAAAUUAUUAUCUACGAGCACUAUGGCUUUCGAGGGCCAAGAACAGCUGCCUCAAUACAAAAUUCGCCAAAAGCCUAUUAUCAGACCAUUAGAAAUGUGUGAGAGCUUGAUGGCUUGGUCAUCAGUUAUGCAUACAUUAUCACGCACUGCACAAAAGCUGUGCCAUUAUGAAAUUACGUCCAUUUUUAUACAGACAGCUUUUUUGCCCUCACUUAUUCCCGCAGAUGCUCCAGGUAAAUAUUGGAAAAACCACGGACCCCUAAUUACAAGACACUUACACGGUUCGAUCGAGUGAUUGAGCGCGAGGUUUCGCGUUGGCCUAUAUUGGACCGCCUGUGCUAAACAUAGGCGCAAAACUGUUUCGGUUUUCGAUUGAGCAAUUAUCUGUUACCCGUUUGCUACAAGUUACUUAGGUCGCUGUUAUUAGCUGCAUUAUCUUUUGCCAUUGAUAGGCGGAUAACUUGUGUCGCAAAGCCAUUAUACAAGUACACACAACAAGAAUUUGACCAAACGCGAGCGGGUAUAGGACAGCAACUCAUUCGUCUUACUAGAAAUCGUAAAAUGCGUUUACGAGAAUUCAAUUAGUAGCGAAAUGAGGCUGGAUAGCCGAAGUGAUAAAAAAUUAAUGGCUCAACAAAAUUCUUGAAUGAGAACCAUAAUAGUUCACAGCCUAUCAAAGGCGCUACUGAAGAAGUUUUGCUUUCGUAACUUUUGCCCAUAAAGGGGGUGGGAAAUGUUCUCACUUCUGACAAUCAUAUCAGCUUUGGUUUGCGCAAAUAUCGAGAAAUAUUUAUCCAAGGCUCCCUUUGAAUAAACAAUUAUUACCAUCAAAUCACCGAGUUAUUGAGUUUUACGCCAAAAGGGUGGGAAAUCAGAACAGACGACACAAAAUGAAUUAUUUAGUGCACUUAUUUGGCAAUAAAUUCUAGGCUGCAAACCAGAACAUUUUCCACCAUGUGGUCGGCUUAAAAGGUGAGAAACGAUUCGUGGACGAAGAAAGCACCGAAAAAAAAUAUUGUGGACGAGAUCCGCAGGGCUUAUUUCGAGCCGGUUUCCUUCCAAGGCCGUGAGAAUUGUUUCAACAUUGGUAGGUAAAAAUUCAUAUCGUUCAGUAUCAAGCGUAGAUCCAAAAUGUGAUAAUUAUGCAAUUAUCAAUUUUAGAUAGAGUGAUUGAUAAGUUGGAGCAAGCCUCCCUGUCAUGAGCUUCAACAGAGGUAGGUAUUAAGAGGGAGCGUGGCUCGCUAUAUCGAGAGGUGAAUGGCAUUUCCGGCUGCAAACCACGAGCGCAUUUAUCUAGUUCCCGCGAGAAUUUACACUUUCCGCUACGUUUGCAGCAAAGUCGGAGAGAAGUUGUUUCGAGGAGCACUGUGCUAAGUAAAUAAACGUCUGGGACAGGAACUGAGAAACGCUCCGAACACAAACUUGAUUGUUAAGGGGCUAUCACAGUUGAGAAAUCAAAGACACCGACAACCGACUCACUGUCGCCACUAUGACCCUCAAAGAAUUUUCCCAUUAGGCCAAAAAUGCUAUUUCACACGGUUACUUCUGCAAGAACAACGGCAAUGAACAGCCCAGCUUCCAAAGGCUUUCCCUGAGGGCUCGCGCCCGUCUAAAACUCUUCCGCUCAAAGACGUUUCGCGCUUUCUUCAUCGAGGCUUCAUACUACGCCCAGAAACCAUACGUGCCCACGUUUGUCAAAUAAGCACAGUUGUAGUCGAAGAACAAUGCCAAUGAGUGUUCCGGGUCACUCGCCCCUAAAAUUUAAGCAAAUUGAGAAGAUAAAAGAGUCACUGAGUUUUAGAAACUUGUAUUCUUCUUGAUGGGCAGUAGCACGCGUCUGUCUUUGUUUCUAGCCGGGUUGUCGCGACUUGCUUGAGGGGAACGUUCGUCAACCGAGAAACCCUCUUUGAUUAAACUUUGUUUCGUAUCUGUUUCUUACUGUGAUCUCUUGGUCGGCUACCAAGUUUCCUGAUUGCGUUCCUAGGAAAGCGAUAAGGAAAUAGGCAAACUUCUCUUAAAUUUUAUCAAAUUAUACACAAUAGUCUUUUUAUUUUUUAACACCAUUUGCAAACAAACAGCUCACGCAAUGAAGUGAAUCUUUUCAAGCGGAACACUUAUGAGCGAGUUCUGUACGUCUUGGGUAUUAACAUCUCUCGUCUGUAACCAUAACAUAUAAUUGCUACUUCGUUUAUCUGUUCUUACGUAUUGUAAUUUUAGUGAACUUAUCCUCCUUAGAUUGCGGCGGAUUAUUUGCUUUUACAAAUGUUUAAAAUCACAAAGGAACAUGCUACAACAAAUAGAAACGAGAUAUGUUUUUCUCGUCUCACCAUCGUUCUCAUAUGAUAACGCGCUUUUCAAAGUUCAAGAGUAUUUCGAGUUCCUUCAAUAACUGCUCCGAAUCCGCUUAUAAAAGCUUCGCAGUUAAGACAUUUAACCCGAAAUUGGCUUGCCGUACAAGUCUUGUCUAAAGUAAUCCUUCUUGGAGAGCCGUUUAGGGACGCCAAGUGGAUCAAAUACAUUUGUCAAUCACGAAAACUCUUUAGGACACAGACUCGCGUGCUCCAGUGACCACCGCAAGUCGUUUCGCUUUGUAAUUUUCAACCCCUCCGCAGCGAAAUGAUGAAUUUUAAGGACUAGUAAAUUGCUUAUUACUGAUAAGACAUUUUUCGUGCCCACAAUGAGCUUACAAGCAGAAAAUUUGCAUGCAGAGGCUAGCAAUUCGGGCGUUUACCGACUCGUGCCAUACCGAUAGGGCUUAGGGAAGGUCCAGCGCGAAAUUAUUUCCAAACUAUCUUCUUUCACAUUUCGAGGAUUUAGAGUUUCUUGGUUAAUUUCUUUGUAAAGUAUAUCCGGACCAAUAUCUCCUCAGUUUAAACUCCCUCCCGAUUUUACAAGUUGCUUAGUUAGCUCAUUGUUAUGUAAAUUCUGCGUGUGUCAAAUGUGAGACAUAGAUUUAUCGUUUUUUGUUCGUGAGUUUUUGUUGGGUUAACCUUUUGUUGGUUUUCCGUGCCAGAUAACGAUUCUGUUUAUGUGAGCGAGAUUUGUUAGUUUAGUUAAGAGUUGUGCUGGCCAUUAUUAAUACUGAACAGUAGAAGAAUAUGACUACAGUAGUUUCCUUUUUUAUGCCAAAAAAAAAAAAUCGAAUUAUUGCUCGGGGUCACCGAGUAAACGAGGCAAGAUUUUGCGCGUAAAUCUAUUUUUAAACUCUCGAUAUAUCUAUUCGGAAGCACUAUCGCAGAUAUAGAUGUACCUUGUGUUAACAGCAUAAAACGUAUAGCUUAAAAGUCAUUGCAAUUGAUUGUUUCUUCGAUACUGGACCGAGCUAAAGAUAGAAAUAGUAAGAGUGAUCUCGUAUGUAGCCAAGUACAAGCGAAGACUGAUUUCCUGUUUGUCAACUGCUUAUGGCAAUCCUAUUUGAGGUAUUAAAAGCUAAGCUUAACUUAGAUAAAGGGACUAGGAAAAACGCAAGUAGCUUUGUAGAUCCUGAGCGGGAUUUCAACAGUUUCAAGUGAAAUUAACCAUGUCUCACUUGUGUGGUACGAAACGGAUCUGAUUCAGGCGAUACUGGUUCAUGUCUGUUCACAACGGCCGUUGCGAUUGUCGACUCGACAACAAAACGAUGUCUGUAACAGUUACCUAUUUUCCCCCACAAGCGGAAAAAAACCCAUCAACCGCUCGUCUGUUUUAAACUUUUUAAUCAUCGACUUAAUAUUUUGUCCACAACUACGGAUACGCUGCUAUUUAAGUACAAUGACACCCCAACUGAUUGUUUCUAAAUGCGUUUUGAAGCCGUUUUAGCCACAAUUUUUGCCUCUUUGUACAGAUUCCUGCGGUCGAACAACACGCUCUUUCAUACUGUCAGCAUUAUUCUCAUUUCCUUCGACAGCGUUUCCUGUGUAGAAUUGAACACCUUUUCAUUUUGAAUAAAAAACAGCUUCUAGCCCUCCAACGUUGAAACAGUUAGUAACUAAAAUCAAAGUUACCUACCGCCGAUCAAUGGUUCUCACAGAUGGUUUUAUCCAUAAAAAUUCCUGCAUGCACGGCGACUCCACAAAGCCUGUAGCUUUCGAUAUUCAUCUGAUGUACAACCGAUAUAUCUCGCAGCUUUAAAUUGUCUUGGCGCUAUGAAAAUAUAUCACUUUACGAUCUUUGUUUUGGUGCAUCGAAAGAUCUGUUUUCCCUUGUUUUUAUGCAACACGUUGCAUGUUGUGUGAGAACAACUUCACACGUCAACCAGGACGCGAGCCCAAAUUCUCUGUAUUGCCGACAGUUCUCUAUGCCUGCAAGUUUAGCUAGCGUUUAUGGUUUUAAUCCGUUUUUAUCACGAUUCAAUGCUUUAUCAGUUUGCCCAGUCGAGAGCGCUUUAAAGCCCUACAGUUCGGUUUCCAGAUAUAAAAUCGAUCGCGGACAUUAAACUUGUUUUAGCGAUUAACUGAUACAGUGUACCAAACCUGCACAGUAUGCAAGCAAGAUACGACACCCCCUACAUCAGAUAAAGCUAAACGGAGUUUCCUGUUUGGGAAAGUUUUCAAAUUAUCACCCUUCUUUCACGGGCCUCAAAGUCUACUCUACCCACGAACCAUCGACGGCUAUAUCGAGCUGUAUCUUGGUCUGUUGUGGUGGGCGGUGGCUUUGAGAGCUCACGGAUUUCCAAAGAUUAAUUUUUCAAAACAGGACGAGAAUGCGUAAUAAACAGUUGUGUGUUUUCAGAAAUCAGAAAUGCAAUCAUGCAUGCUGGCGAUUAUACAAAAGAUUUCAUCGCCACCGUACACAAAGGAAAAUGGGAACAUUUCACUGAUAACCUCUUUCCUCUUUUGACUUAUCUCUCCAGCAAAGCAAUGCUUGUGUGUUUUACGGAUUUAGUCUAGCGCAAUGUGUAAAGAUAGAUAUAUCUAGUUAGCUACCGUGUGAGUCGCACAGUGUUUGUCGGCGCCGGCUCCUCGCAGCUCCGUACAGUCUCGGCGCGUAGCAACUGUUAAAAAGUCUCAAAGUAGCCGGGAACUUCAGCAUGUCUUUGGAGAACGUUAACCGGGAGACCUGCAUCUUGGGGAGUCUCUGUCCUCUCGUGUUCGGAAGAGCUGUGCCCGAGGGCUUUCGAACUCCUCUUCCUGGUUUCUCGCGACUUGGCAUUCUGAAGAUGGAAGCGGUCAACCCUGAACACAGAUGGAUUCACCCAGCCGUUAGCCAACAACACGAAGGCGCUCAUGGCAGCGACAGAAUGCAGCCUUCUGUCUCGAACUGCGCAGCAAACAACAUGAAUUUGGUUGAAACGAACCAACUUCUUCCUCCAGACGAAGUGGACGUUUUCUUUCACCACCUAGACAGCUCGGGAAACGCACCAAAUUGGUCGUACACUCCCGGCGGUCGGGCCUACCGCCCGUCAAUGUGCCAAAUGGCCGCGCACGGUGCUACAGCUUUUCAAGAUCCUCAAAGCCAAUCUGGACAAGGAAGCUGUAGCCGGGUGUUCUUGCCAACCGCUCGCGUUCCACCAGGUCAGGUUUGUCGUCCUCAUUUCCACACUCCGAUCCAGUGGAUUGAAAGCAAGCCAGCGCCGGGACUCAUGUCGCACGGUUGUUCCACCGCUACUCCACCGUCGGUUUGGUGUCCUUCGUUCCAGCAGGGCCAUCGUCCAAGUCCCGUGCCUGUUUCCAUGCCUCCUUCGGCAGUUUCGGGCUCCAUGUCAUUGUCUCACAGCUCGGCGCAUUUAUUCCCCUUCCCGCCAACACCGCCAAAGGAUAUAAACUCUGGCGAGAGCGGAGUAAUGGGCAGCGAUAUUUUCAGCUACGGUAGUGAAGAGAAGGCACGUUUGAAAGCCGGAAUGCCGCUUGUUUCCCCGAGACCCGACACGGCUCCUUUCACGGGCGCUCUCCCACAUUACGUUGGUUCAGAGCUUAAUAUGUCCUCUUUCGGACCACUGCCUGGUUUGCCCGGGCUAAUGGCGAAUAGAAACUUUCCUAGAACCAGAACCAAGAGCCGAUCGAACUCAGCGGAUGGGCGCGAAUGUGUGAAUUGUGGCGCUACUUCAACCCCGCUUUGGCGGAGAGAUGGUGGAGGACAUUACCUCUGCAACGCCUGUGGAUUGUACCACAAGAUGAAUGGAGCCAGCCGUCCUCUCAUAAAACCUAAACGAAGAUUGUCGGCAGCCCGCAGAGCUGGGACAUCUUGUGCUAAUUGUCAUACCACACAGACUACACUCUGGCGACGCAACCAAAACGGAGACCCAGUUUGCAACGCGUGUGGACUGUACUGGAAACUCCACGCGGUGAACCGACCGCUCUCCAUGAAGAAGGAUGGCAUCCAGACGCGAAACAGAAAAGUUUCUUCAAAGAACAAGAACAAGUCUAAGGGUGUAAAACAAGAACAGAAACAUGGCAGCGAAGACAAACUCAUGAGCAGCCGAGAUUCCAUGCCUAACAUCAGUCAAGGCAGUUCAGUAUCCAGUAUGAUCAGCCCAGUUAUUAGUCCUACAAUUCAUACUCCGACCGCGUUUUCAAGGCCGUCCAUGACCGGUUUACCCACGCUUCACCCGGGUCUAUACGGGCCGCUUAUUCCUGCUCCGACUUCGAAUCCGUCAAGUUAUUUACCUGCUCCUCCAGCUGUCUCGAUAAACGCCUCUUAGGAAAAACUACGACAAGACUAGCUGCCGUGACGUCUUCAAGGAAAGAGAAAAACAUUUAACUAGUGCGAGAAAAGCGUCUCUGCAUGCUAUGAAACGACAGGCAGUUCUUGCUGAACAAGUUCCGCCGAAGAAAACGUACUCGUCGCUCGCCCUCCCGCCCCUCCGUCCGUCCUUCGGAGCCAAGUUCUAUUGUAAUUACAAAUUUUCCCGUGUAUCUGUACAUCAAUUAGAACUUUCACCCGCAGAAAGGCCGGGAAAGAAAACAUAAAAAGGAAAACGGACACAAGUUAAGUUGAAUGUGGUGCGUACCUUAGUAAAUGUUCCCGUCGUAUUAAAGUUCUCGUCCGUUUCACGUGUGGAAUAGCCAUACGAGAAUUAAAUAAGACUCGCUGAGAAGAAAAGUUGGGUUGGAAAAACUAGCAAGAAGAGCGAUUCGGUUGUGUACAAAUUGAAGGUUUUGCGAUGUUGUUCUUUUUCUGCAGUUUUGGACAGGUUAAAUAUUGUACAAGUUCGUGAUAAGAUUAGGUGUUGCGCUGUGGAAGUUAACUUUCUUUCAGAUAAAGCCGCCCUGCUUGCGACAUGAUAAAAAGGUCCUCAUAUUUGAUUUCAUGAUAUUUGUGUGUAAUUAAAAGAUUUAUCGUGCACUCGUAUAUCGCUUCUUGUCUCAAGGCUCAAAAAUCCGUGAGAUAUGAGACCGUAUCGCUCUGAAAGGAAAAUAUACGCUGUAAAUAUUAAACUUGGAAAAUAACUGAAUCUAUUCAUGCAGGUUAUGUUAUCAACACAGAUUUCUUCUACUGUUCAUUCUGGAAAUCGUCAAAGAAAGAUUAUCUCUCUUGUUGUUCAUGUAGUUAUUUCUAUCUUUUAGCGUUCGUUGAAUUAUAAAUCAUGUUUUCCAUCUUCUCUCUUGUAAAACCUGUAUGAAGGUCAUUGCUUUGUCAUUCGCUAUGUUAGCGAUCGAGAAUAGUAUAAUUAUAAUUAUUAUAUCUAAAUAUAUGAACAUUGAGACUCAAAAAACUUAACUAAAUAAAGUGAAAUCCACUGGAAAA
This is a messenger RNA of Orbicella faveolata, 8251 nucleotides long. RefSeq names its product GATA-binding factor 2-like. Gene Ontology annotation, molecular function: RNA polymerase II cis-regulatory region sequence-specific DNA binding; DNA-binding transcription factor activity, RNA polymerase II-specific; zinc ion binding. Gene Ontology annotation, cellular component: nucleus. NCBI's taxonomy places the organism in Eukaryota, Metazoa, Cnidaria, Anthozoa, Scleractinia, Merulinidae. Gene Ontology annotation, biological process: cell fate commitment; negative regulation of transcription by RNA polymerase II; positive regulation of transcription by RNA polymerase II. The record is from RefSeq and is a predicted model, not a curated record.